AUGGAUUGUCUAAAUAUUUCUUCUAGAGCUAUUGUUAAGGAAUUUCUACUUGAUAAUGGAAUUAGUAGCAAAGAUAUUCUUGAUGAUGAAAAUAAAGUUGGAGCAAACUGUAUUAGCUGGUUUACUGAAGAAGAUGAGAUAAGAAUAAGGAACAAGUUGUAUAAUAAAUUUGUUCAACUCUUAGAAAGUGGUGAAGUUCGCAAUCAACUUACUUCUAAGCUAUCAGAGCUAGUGAUGCCAACUUCUCAACAGUUUGGUGAAACACUUGUUGCUUGUAGGAAUGAAGGAUUAAUGAGACUUGAGCUUACUGUUCACUCUCCUGAGUUGAAGGAAGUAGAAUGGAACACAAACUUAAUUGUUAAUACUCUUGAGUUUCUUCAUAACUGCAGGACAUUUGCAACAUCUUAUGAAAAGCAAUGGAUGGCACUAGUUGAUCAGAUUCAUAACAAACAUAUGUUGUGUAUUUACUUCCAUAAAGAACAUUCUCUUGGUUACUGCCAUUGGUUCAAUAAAACAACUAAGAAGAAACAAGGAAUAGCUAAAAAGUUGAAAAAGAAUGAGGAUAUGAUGACUGUUGUUUCUAAUCUUACAUUCAAUGGACACCCAACUGUUCUUCUUACAUAUGCUACUAGUAGUGGUCCUCUUGAAUCUGAAGUUGUUCUAAGAAGAGAUAGUACAAACAUCACUAUUGUUCCUAGUCAGAGAAACUCCUUCUGGCCAGUUGCUUCAAGAGAAAGACAACAACAUACAUUUGCUGAAAUGGGACUUAUUAACUAUCGUGGAAUACAUAUUGAUUUGUUAGCAGCUCAGCAAGCAAGAGAGAAAGUUAGGCUUUCAACUCUCUCAAUUGUUAGUGAUAAUACUGAUGGUUUAGGAAUAGAUGACCUUCUUGCAGAUAUUAGCAAUAUUGAACUUGAUGAUCUAGAACCUACAUAUUUAAGAGAAAAUACUGAUCUCAAGCCAGCUAGAUAUAAAGUUGCUUACAACAUACUUCAUGUUGGUGAUGAGUUCUUAGUUAGUUAUUACUUCCUAUAUACUUUUAGAGGAUUACCUUUCUACUAUCUAGAUAUUUCUAUGAUUCACAAUGAAAUAGUUAGUAGCACUCAUACACUUAUCAAAGUACUGGCAAGUAGUCUAUUUGGUGAAUGUAUUGCUUCUGUUAUUGGCCAACCAAAUCAAGAAGUGGUGCUUAAAGUAACUAGAAUUCAAAAUCGUAUUAUCCUUACUGAGAGGAUCUAG
Messenger RNA from Linderina pennispora, 1239 nucleotides. RefSeq lists its product as uncharacterized. Lineage: Eukaryota; Fungi; Kickxellomycota; Kickxellomycetes; Kickxellales; Kickxellaceae. Bases 1 to 1239 code for a protein of 412 amino acids. The record is from RefSeq and is a predicted model, not a curated record. The transcript has a single exon.